Molecule: messenger RNA, 2675 nt
Organism: Athalia rosae (coleseed sawfly)
Lineage: Eukaryota; Metazoa; Arthropoda; Insecta; Hymenoptera; Athaliidae
Product: SID1 transmembrane family member 1-like
Exons: 10
Coding region: 221-2605 (794 amino acids)
Cellular component (GO): membrane
Source: RefSeq, a predicted model, not a curated record
AUUCAUUCAAAAUGGCUGCCGCGCUUUGACAGCGAUGAGCUGUCCUCAAUGGCUGGGCCGUCCGUUUUGCACCAAGUUCUGCACUCGUAGUGGUGAUAGGCCGAGGCAUGUGCCCAACGGAUGUCCUGUGAAAUGAACAAUAGACCAUUAUUUGUAUGAAUCAAAUUUGAAAUCAUCUGUCGAGAGCAAUUGACGACGGUCUCAUGAUUUGGUGACAUCGAUGAAUGGUGAAAACAUUCUUGCGAUGCAGAGCAACGGCGCUCUUGUUACGGUGCUGCUACUGCUGCUCACCGUUGAGAGUCAAAGCCAGGACCCAACACCCAUGCCAUUACAGCCUAUUGUUAUUCAUGGCAAUUAUUCAACAAACUAUACAAUGCACAUAAAUACUUCUAUCGAAUAUGUGUUCCUGUACAGUGAAAUUGGCAACGUCACUUUAGACGGUGCCCGAAUAAAGGUAGAGAGCAAUGCAAAUUCCGAUCUUCCUCUUAUUGUAGUUGUUCGCCAAGCAAAAGGAAUAUUAUCUUGGCAACUUCCUUUUAGUGUAAAAACGGCUGGGGAUUCAAAUGUCACAUUUAGCACAACAAGUAGAACGUUAUGUCCUUCGAGCAGUUAUCAGAACUUCCAAAGUGGCGGUAGAAAAGAAUUUGUCACCGUUAGCAUAUCUACCGCAAGUGAAUCAAACAUAGAGUUUAGUUUGAACGUCUCACAAGUCAAUGAUUUUUACAUCUUGGCCGAGGAAAAAAGGACUGUAACAAUUUCCCCUGCUGAACCCAUUUAUUAUGCAUAUAAAUUCCCAAAUCCUGGAAAAAUGGAAAGCUCAUCUGUGUUAAUGCGAGUCGAAUCAAACAGUGAUACUUGUAUGACAGUUUCGAUUCAAGAUCAAUCGUGUCCAGUGUUUGAUUUGGAACGAAAUAUUCAGUUUUCUGGAUACUGGCAAACUGUUACUAGGAGAGGUGGAAUCACAAUACCAAGGGAAGCAUACCCAAACGGCUUUUUUGUCGUGCUUGUCAUGAAAGGAGAUGAUAGCGAUUGUUCUGGUAGCAUUACCCCGGGUUAUCCUGGAAAUAAAACGGUGACCUUAUCAAUACAGCCGAGCAUAACGAGACGGGAUUACAUAUUUGCUUCUUCUGUAGUUUUAUCAGUUAUGAUAGGCUUCUGCUUAUUCUAUACAAUCGGUGUUGUCGCACUGAGAAUUAGAGACGGAAGGAAAUUGAGAGAGCAAUUAUUGAGUGAUCAGGAUGACACCGAAGGAACGGACGGCAUCGGUGGCCUAUCUCCAAUGGACGAGGUCGGUCCGAGCCAAUGGGCUUCGGUUGACGAGGACUCUUCCCUGGAUGAAGAUGACAUUGACAUGUUAGAGGAUGCGCUUUCUGACAAAGAGGUCAUACGGACUAAGCGUGUACUAUCGGUGUGUGAUCUUGCUCGUAAAGAUCCCAGAAUUUUAAGGCACAAAUCCCGGUUAUACUUGUACUAUCUAGGAACAGUCGCAGUGUUCUAUACCUUACCCGUCAUACAAUUGGUGAUCACUUAUCAACAUGUGCUGCACGUAACUGGAAAUCAAGAUCUCUGCUAUUAUAACUUUUUAUGUGCCCAUCCAUUGGGUCUGUUAUCGGACUUCAAUCACGUCUACUCCAAUUUAGGAUAUGUGUUAUUGGGUUUACUAUUCAUCCUAUUGACAUACAGCAGAGAGCGGAGAGAACGGGACGAAGAAAAGAAUAAAAGUUUUGGGAUACCGCAACACUUUGGUCUCUUCUAUGCCAUGGGUGCCGCUCUGAUGAUGGAAGGUGUACUGUCGGGCAGUUAUCACGUGUGUCCCAAUCACAGCAAUUUUCAAUUCGACACAAGUUUUAUGUAUAUAAUGGCAGUGCUAUGUAUGGUAAAAAUUUAUCAAACACGACAUCCUGACAUCAAUGCUCGAGCUCCGGUCACAUUUGGUGUCCUAGCGUUUGCUAUAUUCCUGGGAUUAGUCGGGGUUUUAGAUGGCUCCAAAUACUUUUGGAUAAUUUUCACUAUAUUACAUCUUAGCGCUUGCUUGGCAUUGACAGCCCAAAUUUAUUACAUGGGUCGUUGGAGAUUCAACCGAGGACUUUGUCAUCGGAUUGUCAUGAUAGUAAGACAUGACGCACGCACAGGCGUUAUGAACAUACUGCGACCUGUCUAUGCUGGACGAAUGGCGUUACUGAUAAUUGCAAACGUGUGCAACGUGGCCCUUGCAGUAGUGGGAAAUAUGCAUCAUGAAAAGGACUUUGACACAUACUUAUUGGCAGUAUUGAUGGCCAAUCUACUCCUUUAUACAUUCUUCUAUAUUGUAAUGAAGGUCUGUCACAAAGAGAGGAUUUUGAUUCAACCAGCGAUCUACAUCAUUCUAUCUUUUAUGACUUGGGCAGCGGCGAUGCACUUCUUUCUACGCAAGUCAAUAUCAUGGGCCUUGACGCCGGCACAAUCCCGUAUAUACAAUAAGCCAUGCGAAUUAUUGAACUUUUUUGAUCCCCAUGAUAUUUGGCACUUCCUAUCCGCUUUAGCAAUGUUCUUUUCGUUCAUGGUGCUAUUAACAUUAGAUGAUGACCUAGUCGACGUACAUCGAAGUCAGAUACCAGUCUUCUAGUUAUCGAAGAUCACUCAUUUUCACUAGACUGAAUUGUUAUUUCAUGUGAUAUAAACAGUGUAAAUAUUAA